This is a messenger RNA of Paraglomus occultum, 474 nucleotides long. The record is from the annotation of a GenBank genome assembly. Lineage: Eukaryota; Fungi; Glomeromycota; Glomeromycetes; Paraglomerales; Paraglomeraceae.
AUGGCAUUUCCUGGGAUUCCAGUGCCACAGACACCACCUCCACAGCCAUCACCACCAAUUGAUCUCCAAGCUAUAAGCGAGUCAUGUCCGUUUAAGUUUGUGUUCAGCGGAGCGGCAGGAUUCGCUCUGGGUGGUGUGUUUGGCAUGUUUAUGUCAUCCUUCGAAAUGGCAUCGACAGAUCCUGCACUUUUGGAUGCCCCCAUGAAACAGCAGUUGAAACACACAGCAAAGGACAUGGCCGCAAGGUCAUUUUCUAUGGCUAAGAAUUUCGCUGUCGUGGGUGCUAUUUUCUCUGGGACGGAAUGCAUAAUUGAAGGCUAUCGUGCAAAAAAUGACGUGUAUAACGGCACAGCGGCAGGGUGCAUAACCGGAGCGAUACUGGCUGCUAAAGCUGGUCCGCAGGCAGCUGCCGUUGGAUGUGCUGGAUUUGCGGCAUUUUCGGCUGCCAUAGACUUGUACUUGCGAAGAGAGUAG